This is a messenger RNA of Synchytrium microbalum, 3207 nucleotides long. RefSeq lists its product as uncharacterized. Gene Ontology annotation, biological process: trehalose biosynthetic process. Gene Ontology annotation, cellular component: cytosol; alpha,alpha-trehalose-phosphate synthase complex (UDP-forming). Gene Ontology annotation, molecular function: catalytic activity. Bases 1 to 3207 code for a protein of 1068 amino acids. The record is from RefSeq and is a predicted model, not a curated record. Lineage: Eukaryota; Fungi; Chytridiomycota; Chytridiomycetes; Synchytriales; Synchytriaceae. The transcript is spliced from 12 exons.
AUGGAUGGACUUGAACGAGGCUCUCCCGAGCAAAAGUCAGUAAAUGCAGAGAAUAUGGAGGGCCUUGAUUAUAGUCUACACGGCCAUCGUCUAUUGAUUGGAUCCCUCUUCCUGCCAUAUACCUUGGAAGAGGAGACAUUAAGUUCUCCCACAAACAAUACGGAAGCUUCAUCACCACGAUCAUCACAAUCAGCACUAUCAUAUCCUGAUACAUCUCCUCAUAUUCCUCAUAUAACUACUCGUCGAAACACCAGAACGUCUACCUCACCUGCAACAAAACCAUCAAAAGAUCAUCCCGAUGCACCAUCGCAAUUCACGGUCUUCCCCUCGCCAUUAGGAAACAUUGGCUUGCAGAACGCUGUCAAGAGUGUCUCGGAUCAGUUAUUAGGAACUGUAUAUUGGAUUGGCUUGACGGGCUGUCAGUCUGAUACUUGGAGCGAUCAAAAACGCGAAGUUGCUAGUGCAAAGCUUUACGAAUACGACUGCCUUCCUGUUUUUGCAGGUGACGAUGAGACGGAGGGGCAUUAUCAUCAGUUUUGUAAACAGGUGCUUUGGAAGCCAUUUCAUUAUCAGCUACCAGAAUAUCCAAAGGCACAAUCGUAUGAAGUCAGAGCGUGGAAGCACUAUGUUACUGUAAACGAGAAAUUCGCUGAACGAAUCGCUGAAAUAUGUCGAGAAGGAGACACAGUGUGGAUUAACGAUUACCAUCUGAUGCUGGUGCCAUCCAUGCUUCGCAAACGAUUGCCCACCGCUCGCAUCGGAUUCUUUCUACAUAUCCCAUUCCCAAGUUCUGAGAUCUUCAGAUGUCUACAUGUUAGAAAGGAGAUCCUGGAAGGCUUACUAGGCGCUGACCUAGUUGGCUUCCAAACAUAUUCCUUCAUGAGACACUUUCUCAUGACAGCUACUCGAAUACUGGGUGUUGAAUCGACCCCUAGAGGCAUCCUUCUGGACAAGUCCAAUGUCACUGUUGGUAUAUUUCCAAUCGGGAUUGAUUUGGUUACCCUCAAUGAGAAGAGAGCCAAUCCAGAAGUGUUUGAAAACACGGCUACGCUUGCUCAAAAAUAUGCCGGAAUGAAAGUCUUGAUUGGUCGUGACAAGAACGAUUAUGUAAAGGGUGUUCGGCAAAAGCUAUUAGCUUACGAACGCUUCUUGCAACUACAUCCUCAAUGGAUUGGCAAGGUUAUCCUCAUCCAAGUGGCUCUGCCAACAACGCAAGCCAAUGAAACCGAAGCGCAAGUACAAGAUGUUGUUGCUCGAAUCAACUCCAAACAUGGAUCUAUCGAAUAUAUUCCAGUAGUGUACUUCCAACAGGACAUAUCAUUCAGCCAGUACUUGGCUCUAUUGACUGUAGCUGAUGCAUGUCUCGUCACCUCAUUACGCGAUGGAAUGAAUUUGACUUCCCAUGAAUACAUCGCCUGUCAAUCCAAAAAGAAGUCUCCUCUCAUAAUAUCAGAAUUCGCUGGUACUUAUGGAUCCUUUGGUGCUGCCAUACGUGUAAAUCCAUGGAAUGUGACCGAGGUGGCAGAAGCAAUACACGAAGCUCUGAUAAUGCCAGUAGAAGAAAAGUCCACCAGAUGGAAGGAGUUAUAUGACCACGUCAGAGCCAAUUCCGCCCAGAACUAUGUCACAACGUUUUUAGGACAAUUAGGUCGAGUCCACGAAGAAAUGCUACGCACGCUCGGUGGCUCGAUACCAAAGUUGCCUACUGAUGUUGUGUUGGCAGAGUUGAGAUUGGCUAGAAAGAGAAUGUUUUUCUUGGACCAUGAUGGAACUAUAGUUCGCUCUGGAGGCUCCAUCAAUGACUACAUACCUCCGAAUCGCCUCAAUGAUCUUCUUCAUGAGUUGACAGCAGAUCCCAAAAAUAUUGUAUAUAUCAUGUCUGGUAGGACGAAGGACGCUCUAUCAGAGUUUAUGCAUAUACCGCAUCUGGGGUUGAGCGCGGAGAAUGGUUGCUUUGUAAAGUGGGCAGACAAGACGACUUGGGAGAAUAUGUUGCCGGAUAUCAACAUUGAGUGGAAAGCAAGUGUUUUGGAGAUCUUUGAGUACUAUACAGAUCGAACGCCAGGAAGUACUAUCGAGCAAAGGGAAGCUUCAAUAAAUCCAAGUUUCGGGGCCUGGCAGGCGUCCGAAUGUCAAAAUCAUAUCGAGUCGUCUCUCUCACCAGUGUAUCCCAUCCACUGUUUGUUGAAACGAAAAUCAUUGGAAGUCGUUCCUAGAUCGACUAACAAGGGCAUAGUCGUAAAACGAGCCCUUGAGCAUCACCAACAUAGUGCCUCGACUGUUCGAAAGCUACAUACUUUCCCUAACCCGUCACCAACGUCGAAACCACAGGAUUCACAAUCUCGAAGUCGAAUCAGCGCCAUGUGGCUAGAUUCUGACCAGCAACAACGAGAAGAGGCACGUGGGGUUGCCGAGCCUGUAGAAACUCCGUUGUUGUCAACGUCGCCUUCACUACCAGCAAUAGAUCUGAUACGUGGUCGACGUGAUGGAUCCGAGCACAGUUAUACCCAUAGUCACAGCACCAGCAGCAACACAAGCUCUACACGAGAGCAUCAUAAUAAUAGCAAGCAUAAACAUCAUGUGUACCAUCCCACUCAACAUCAGAAACCUCAGGUAGCCUUUCCACAACCGUCCCAUACUGUACCCGUCGAUUUCGUGUUUGCCAUAGGAGACGAUAGAGCAGACGAGUACAUGUUUGAGUACUUGCAUGAGCUCGAACGUGAAUCGUCGUCAGCGUCAACCACUACAGGAAAUGCAACGCCACAAUCUGAACCAGUCGACCAAACCGAUAUAAAUAAUAGUCUAGUCAUGACGCCAUUGCAAUCACCUAUAUUGCAACCCACUAUUCCACGAUCACCGAUACUAGCUCCCAUACCACGAUCACCACAUGUAGCUGCUGGUGACGAACACUUGCCUACUACACCAUCCAACGUGCAUCGUAAAGGAGUACCUCAUAGCGUAUUGACUGUUACUGUGGGUAGUAAAUCAUCUAAUGCUAAAUGGUUUCUGCCAAAUUCCCUGGAUGUAGUUGCCCUGCUUGACACUAUUUGUGAAGCUGUCAAGAGUGAGAAGCAUGGAGCUAGUGCUGCAUUGUUCAAGUCUAGGCUCAGUAGUGAUGCAGAAGGUUGGGUUGAUGAAGACGGAACGCCGUCAUCUGCUAGUAGUAGUUCUUCUGGUGGAAAAGGAUUGGGGGUUGUAAAUGUCUGA